CGGAGACGGGAGAGUGAAUGGUAAAGAUGGAUUAGGAUUUUGUGUGUUCUUGAUCCAAAUUCAUUGAUCCUUGAGUUGAGAGUAAUUGCUAGUGCCGUUUAGGUUGUGAGUGCGAACGCACAUUGUCGAGUAAAUGCUUUAGUGUAAAGGGAUGAUGCACCGAGGAAUGGAAUAGAAUGAUUCCGAGUCUGGCGUGAUGCAUCCAAUAACUAUGGGUUGUAGAACUGCGAGUUUUUUUGAAGGAUGUUGUUGUCCUUGUUGAGCAAGCGCUUAUUGGAUGUAGAUUCCAGGGAUGCCUAUGGAUUUGCUCUGAGACCUCAACACACGCAUAGAUAUAAAGAGCACACUAACAUCUACAAGGAGGAGGAAGAGGAAAGGUGCCAUAAGUGGGAGAAUUUUCUUGAUCAAGUAGCUACACCAUUUCAACCAAGCCCUCUUAAGGAGGAGUUAAAUACAAAUACACUGCAGGCUGAAACGAGUGAGCGUCAAGAAGAGACCGAGUUGGGGAGGUGUAGCACAGGAGAUGACUCAACUGCCUCAAAAUCUGAUACUGUCGACGCAACAGAUAGUAGUCCUGAAAAACUGUUAGAGCCUCCAAUAGAAACACGUAAACGUGUCGUUCAGACUUGGUGUCAAACUAGGCCAUCCCUAAAUGCCAUUGAGAUUAUGAUGGGCUCUCGUGUUAAAAAGAAGAUAAUGAAAGAUGAAAAGACAAGUUAUCGUGGAGUUCAUGUUCCACCACUAGAGGGGGCAGAAUCUUGCCCUGAAGAGGAAGAAGCUUUCUGUAGUGGAGCAGUAAAUCGUAGAACAUCUGCUACUGGGGUAGGAAGAAGGGGUGAAGAAUGCAUUUCUAACAGUGUGAAGCCCUCAGAGAGAGAUGGUGUCGUGGGCGAUGGAGUUUCAGAAGAUCAGCUCUUUCCAUGGAAAAAAGAAUUAGAAUGUCUUGUUCGUGGGGGGUUGCCGAAAGAUCUGAGGGGAGAGGUGUGGCAAGCCUUUGUAGGUGUAAAGACCCGUCGAAUCGAGAAAUAUUACCAGGAUUUAUUGGACCAAGAAACUAAUUGUAGUGCGGAUAAUGAGAACCAUAUCCCCUCUGGUGUACCGAUAAAAUUGAAAAAACAGAUUGAGAAGGAUAUACCACGGACGUUUCCUGGUCAUCCUGCUCUGGACGAGAAUGGUAGAAACUCCUUGAGGCGUUUACUUUUAGCAUAUGCUCUUCACAAUCCCUCUGUUGGGUACUGUCAGGCAAUGAAUUUCUUUGCGGGCUUGUUGCUACUCCUGAUGCCCGAGGAGAAUGCAUUUUGGACUUUGGUUGGAAUAAUAGAUGACUAUUUUGAGGGAUAUUACACCGAGGAAAUGAUAGAAUCGCAGGUGGACCAGCUUGUUUUUGAGGAAUUGAUGCGUGAAAGAUUUCCUAAAUUGGUUGAUCAUUUGGAUCUCUUGGGAGUGCAAGUGGCAUGGAUCACAGGACCUUGGUUCCUUUCCAUUUUUGUAAAUAUGAUUCCGUGGGAGAGUGUACUCCGAGUUUGGGAUGUGCUUCUGUUUGAAGGCAACAGGGUCAUGCUGUUCCGGACAGCACUUGCAUUAAUGGAACUAUAUGGUCCUGCGCUAACUACUACAAAAGAUGCGGGGGACGCCAUUACUUUGUUACAAUCCCUUGCUGGUUCCACUUUUGAUAGUAGCCAGCUUGUGUUGACUGCUUGCAUGGGCUUUCUGACUGUAACUGAAGUAAGACUAGUGGAGUUGAGAACAAAGCUCCGGCCAUCCGUGCUAGUUGUAAUUGAAGAAAGAACAAAGAAAGGUCGGGUUUGGAAGGACUCAAAAGGGCUAGCUUCCAAGCUUUAUAGUUUCAAGCAUGAUCCUAGAUCACCUACAGAGAGAGAAAAGACAGCUGCAGGAGCCAAUGUAGGGCCCUGCACCCCUAAGCCAGAUGACAUUCUUAAUGAAUUGGCCGGUGAUUCUGGAACAGAGUCGCUUCCAGACCUUCAAGAACAAGUAGUAUGGUUGAAAGUUGAGUUGUGCAGGUUGCUGGAGGACAAAAGAUCUGCGGUUCUAAGAGCUGAGGAGCUAGAAACAGCACUAAUGGAAAUGGUCUCGCAAGAUAAUCGGCGGCUAUUGAGUGCCAGGGUUGAACAACUAGAGUUAGAGGUAGAUGCGCUACGGAAAACUCUAGCAGAGAAGAAAGAACAAGAAGUUGCAAUGCUUCAGUUGUUGAUGCGUGUCGAACAAGAGCAAAAAGUAACCGAGGAAGCUAGAAUAAACGCAGAGCAAGAUGUAGCAGCUCAGAAAUAUGCUGUUCAUAUGCUUCAGGAUAAGUAUGAGAAAGCUAUGGCUUCACUUGCUGAGAUGGAGAAAAGGGUGGUGAUGGCCGAAUCCAUGUUGGAGGCUACUCUACAAUAUGAAUCUGGCCAAGUUAAAGCAACGGCAUCUCCUGGGUCACGUAAUCCAGGAUCUGCACAGGAUAAGGAUAAGGAUAAUCAGAAAAAGGUUGGUUUGCUGCCAUUUGCACUCGGCUGGCGGGAUCGAAACAAGGGUAAAUCGAACGAAGAAUCCUCUUAACAGAAGAUGGUGAAAGAUGGAGACCUAAAAGCAAAUAAAGUUCACGUACUUCAAGUUAAGUUUGGCUCAGAAUGGACGGGUGUCACUACAUAAGUGGGAAGGUUCAAGAAGUUGGAAGUCGACCAUAUUUAAGCUUGGAUUUCUACUCUCAAAUGGAAAAGAACUGGCGAGCUUGGAGGAACUUUCCUUUUAGUUUUCUUCACAUUGGCUUACUCUUUGGGAGCAGAACCCAAUUUGAGUGAGAACUGCAACCACAAAAGAGGCGUCCAGGUAGUAAUUUGAUGAAUUUUUGUGAGCGUGGGAAUAUUAUUACAUACAAUGAUGUAAAUUAUUUGGUUUCAAUUUAUGCAUUUUAUUUGUGUCUGGUGAACAAAUAUAUACUUUAAGUGUACUUUUUUAUUCAGGACAGAUUCAC
Cucurbita maxima (winter squash) is the source of this 2971-nucleotide messenger RNA. Its product is annotated as ecotropic viral integration site 5 protein homolog. Lineage: Eukaryota; Viridiplantae; Streptophyta; Magnoliopsida; Cucurbitales; Cucurbitaceae. The coding region runs from base 244 to 2556 and encodes 770 amino acids. The record is from RefSeq and is a predicted model, not a curated record. The transcript is spliced from 20 exons.